AUGGCGGCCGCCAAUAGCAUAGACGCACGCACCGAAUUCCGGCGCAAUGACCUCUAUGAGGCUCUGAAGCUAUCGCGGCUCCCCGACCAGCACAACGCCUCCCAAGAUGGCGUCAAGAGGUACAUGAGCCGUACGCCAGCAUGGAGACCAGGAGGCGAGCUCCCGAUCAAAUGGGCGAGCGACAAGCUGUCCGGAAAAGGCAACAUCCUCGACUUCCCUCCUGGAGCUUUCGGAGGCCACGUCUAUGCCCAGGCCCCUUUGGCGGCGGCGAGAGCAGUGGAGGAGGAUGAAGAAGAGACCGGGAGCAAUGGAAACGGUAAACUCGGCAUUCAUUCCAUACAAGGCGUCUUCACCAAACCAGGCGCGAUUGAUCGCCCAUUCAUCUAUCAAGUCACAAACGUCCACUCAAGUCGUUCAUUUGCCACCAAGCUAGUUCAGGCACGGCAGCCCACAGUAUCAUCGAGCGUCCCUGCUGGCCCCUUUCCAGAGUCGGAUGCUGAUCGGCCGCUGGGCAACGUCUGCUUCGCCUGUCUCACGACGUUCAAGCGUCCCGCACCAUCGCCGGCAGAUCACCAGAUGGAAGGAUCAGCUCAAGAACGCUACGCCGACAUCCUUUCACAGCGAGCGCCAGACGAGUGGGAUGCCAGCCCGCAGCUGGACAUUGAAGCUGUCACGACGCUGUUUCCCAACGCUGGCCAUGGAGGGUUUCCGAUGCUGGACAUGUACAAAGUUGACAUGAGGGCUUACAAUGAGGGUAGAGCAGUUCCGGAAAGGCGCGAGCUGAUUCUAUAUCGAGCGCACAAGCCUAUUCCCGAGGACGAUGCCAAUGCACACAUUGUGGCACACGCCUAUGAGGCGGAUCGCAACGGGCUGAUUAUGCUGACCAACUCCCUCGGCUGGGGCUUCAACCUCGGGUCUGCGGCGAGCUUGUCAUAUUCCUUUUACGUGCACGUCAACGCUGACGAAGCGGUCAUGAAGGGGGAUGGGUGGUGGAUUCAGGAGGUUUGCUGGCCGCGAGUGAAUGCCGGCAGGGGGAUGAUGGAGAGCAGGAUAUGGAGCCCUGAGGGUAAGCAUGUGGCGAGCGGAUACCAAGAUGGCGUUGCUGUCCCGUCCACGAAGAAGUCGAAGACGACGGAAGAAAAGCUGUGA
Trichoderma citrinoviride is the source of this 1149-nucleotide messenger RNA. RefSeq names its product Thioesterase/thiol ester dehydrase-isomerase. The coding region runs from base 1 to 1149 and encodes 382 amino acids. Lineage: Eukaryota; Fungi; Ascomycota; Sordariomycetes; Hypocreales; Hypocreaceae. Gene Ontology annotation, cellular component: peroxisomal matrix. The record is from RefSeq and is a predicted model, not a curated record. The transcript is spliced from 2 exons. Gene Ontology annotation, biological process: fatty acid catabolic process; acyl-CoA metabolic process. Gene Ontology annotation, molecular function: fatty acyl-CoA hydrolase activity.